Molecule: messenger RNA, 1902 nt
Organism: Mesorhabditis belari
Lineage: Eukaryota; Metazoa; Nematoda; Chromadorea; Rhabditida; Rhabditidae
Source: the annotation of a GenBank genome assembly
AUGGGUGACGAGCCCAAAUCUCCGCCAAUGUCUCCAGUUUCUCUUAAUUUACCAACAAUCCGAGAAGCUGAUUAUGCUGAAAGCGAUGCACCGGCAAAGAGAAAAGCCGCCAAAUCGGUGUCUCUUCAAUUGCCGACGGAUGAAGAUUUUGUUGAUGAUCAGUUUGUGUCCGACUCACCAGUGCAUAAGAAUUCGUCAAAAUUUGAGAAGAAUCCAUCAAAAGGAGCUCCCUCACAGCGACGUCAGAGUCGCAUUCAACGGCUUCGAAGUGGAACAACGACUGCCGGGAAAAGCAUUCGCAGAAGCAUUCGACAAUUUUCUGUGUAUGCUGGUCGAAUUGCUAAACCAGCAAAUGCUUACAUUCGUUGGAAUCUCCUCUUCACUUUCCUCAUUUUCUUCACAUUCUCAACUUGUAUUUGGGUUCCUGCAAUUCCUGGUUUAGCUGAUUUCUCCCUGGAAAUCGUCACAAUCAUUUGUAUCAUUUUACAUCUUUUAUGGUUAAUCGCUGUUAUCAACAAUAUUCGUUACUGGUGGAAAAUUCGAUCAUUUUGGAAUAAUAAAAUUGAUUGGUCAAAGUAUCCAAACCCGACAAAUCUUAAAGUAAAGCAUUUGGUUGGUCUCUGUGUUUACAAAGAGCCACUCGAGCUGUUGAUGGACACUAUUGAUAGUAUCACUUCUCAACCAAAUUGCAAGCAAAAGAUUUCGAUUUUGAUUGGAAUGGAAGAAGGGACACCGGAUAAAGAUCUUAAAAAAGCUCAACUCCACAAGAAAUACGAUCCCCUUUGUGAACGUUUCAUCGUCACUUUUCAUCCAAAAGGUCUUCGUGGAGAUAUUCCCGGGAAAUGCUCUAACUUCAAUUAUGCCUCAAGAAUGGCUGUUAAACAGUUAAGAGCUGAUAAGGGUUAUCCAUUGGAUGAAGAAGGACAAAAUGUAGAGCUUUUGGUAACAACUGGUGAUUGUGAUUCAGUGUUCGGUGAGAGGUAUUUCGAUGCACUUGAAGAAGAUUACUGGAAACUUACGCCAAAGCAACGUGAGACUACAGUCUGGCAGAGUCCUCUCUUCUACUGUAUCAAUCUCGAUAAAUCGCCAUUCUUUGUCCGCGUCACCGGUCUUCUUCGUGCUUUCUUCAUGAUGGGCUACUUAAUCCCAUGGAACAUCAACACGAUGAGCAUCUUCUCAUUGACAUUAAAGCUCUUCGAGGAGGGAGAGUACACUCAUCCUGGAUAUCAGAUGGAUGACAUUAUUGCUUUGAUUCGUUGGUCUUUGGCUGUUAGACGAAAAUGUGUUAUUAGACCAAUUCCGGUUGCGACUUUGUCUGGACCAACAGCUGGGAAAAACUACAUUGAUGAGUGGUAUGAGUGGGCUAGACAAAUCAGACGUUGGACUAUUGGAGCUGCUGAGGUUUUUCACUAUUUUGCCAUCAAGGCUUCCCGUUUGCCGAUCUUGGUCUCUCUCUCAUUCGCUUCGAAAUUCAUCUUCUAUUACGGCUUUGUGCUCUGUGCUGCCUCAAUCUACACAACAAUCGCUCCGUUUGUGACUCCGGCCAUGCUCACCCGAACUGGUCAUCACGUUUGGGGCCUCGUCAUCCCGAAUGAGAAAGCUUUCACGUGGAUUAUGCUCGGUUUUCUCGGUCUUCAAUACUUUUGGUUCCUCACCGUCUUUGUUGCUUCAUACGCUUGUCAACCGUAUUUCCCUAACGGAAUCAAGGAUGAAACAGGUAUCAUCAGAAACAUUUUCCACUAUAUAAUGGCCCUUCCAACGAUCAUCAUGUACUGCUUGGUGGAGCUGGUCGCUUUUCUUGAGGUGACGGUUCGUGGGAAGUCUGUAUGCAGUCACAACGCGUCGAAGAAAGAUAAUCUCGUUGCUCCCGUUGCCGAUAAGGCUCCUGAUCGGAUGGAAGUU